GGAAUCUAGCCUUCGACAAACGUCGAGACAAUGACAAAGACUUCAAACAUUUAAAAUGUAUUUAAAUAGAUAAAAUAUUAACAGUAGACCGGCGACUGGUCCGAGAGGGCAUUCAGCCUAUACCCAUCAAAUCCGGACUUGAGUGCCAUGGAAAUGUGUCAAUUCUCUCACAACAGCCUAUCGUCGGAAAGCCUUGAUGAUCAGUUCUGAACUCACCUGUCCGUGAAGACAUGAUACAUGAAAAAUGUUUAACAUUGCUACAGAUGGGGUGACGUGCAGAUCACCUUCUAAGAAUUUGGAUGAUUUUGAUUCCAUCCGUAGUGUUCUUCUGUACAGCGACCUUGAGCCAGAAUGGCUAGACGACGUCCAGAAGAACGGCGAGCUCUUCUACCUGGAGCUCAGCGAGGGUGAGGAGGAGGCGGCAUUGGCUCGAGCCACCGCCAAUCAGUGCCUCCCCACCAAUCAUGUGCGCUUCAGCGAGAAGGAGGCAGAGGUCAUCAGCGAGGAGUCAAGGAAGCGCCCUGAGAGAGCUCCGACCAAACGGGAGACCAAGCUAAAACGACUCGCCAGGAUCCUGAGGAGGAAGCGGCGACCGUCUCAGCGCAGGGUGCCCGACGGAGAAGCCGUAGACCCGUCAUCACGCCCGGCGUCCAUCUUGAAAAACCAGUUGGGGCAGAGAGCAGGUGCACAGGUCGUAGGGCAGCAGCUGAAGGAGGUGUGUGUCUACUUGAACCCCAAUCGCCUCGGGAGCUGUUCCCCCACACCCCAGGAGAGAGGGGGUCUACUAGAGGCCCUGCUGGGGGUGGUGCAUCGCCCGUCCUGGGGCAGGGGCCAGGGAGACCCUACAGGGCGGAGGGAGGAGAGGAUCACCAUUCAUGGCUUGGUGCCCAACAGCCCGGCCAUCAAGUCUGCACAGAUACUAAUCGGCGAUGUCCUGGUAGCCGUGGACGACGUGGAUGUCACCACUGAGAACAUUGAGAGAGUCCUGUCCUGCAUCCCUGGACCGUCACAGGUGAAGCUGACCCUGGAGACAGCCAGCCCGGGAGGCCCAGAUGAGGGGGGCGCGGACGUGUCCUCCGCCCCCAGACUCAGGCCCUCGCCCCCGGCCAGUCAGCUUGUGCGUCUGCUGUGGGGCGAGGACACGGCGGAGCUCCAGAUGUCCCUAGGACACACCCCUCACGUCAUCAUGUACCUGUCACUCAAACUGGACUCGGACUCCCCGCUGGAAGAGCAGGAAAUUUUGUACCAGUACCCAGUGUCGGAGGCAUCCAGCCAGCUGAAGGGAGUCAGAGGAAUAUUCCUCACAUUGUGUGACAUGCUGCAGAAUGUCACUGGGGGGCAGAUAGUGAGCUCCUCUCUUCUUCUCAGUAAACACCUGGUCCAUGUGGGCUACUGGAAGGAGAGCAACAAUCUGCUGGUUAUCGGCCUGCCUGCUGACAGGGUUCCUCUGUUGUAUCUACAGACAGUGGUGGAGGGCGUGGUCAGGACCCUCAACGUGAUGUACGGCUCUCUAGACAGAGCGUUCUGCCAGGAGGAGCACACUCCUAAACUGGACCAUUUCUUCUGCUUGUUCUUCCAGCAGAUCAUCCAGCCCUCCAGAUUGAGUGACAGCUCCGGGGCCACGCCCCCAGACCUAUCGAGGUCCCUUUUCCUGGACGGACUGCCGGCGGUCCGCUGGCUCACGUUGCCCCCGGAGAUAAAGAUGGAGGUGGACACUGUUCUCUCAGACUUUGAAUCAUCGGAUUUUGGAGAAAUGUCGGAGGACUUCUAUGGCAUGAGGCGUCUCUAUGUGACCCUGGGCUCCUGUCUGUUCUACAAGGGCUACCUGAUAGCCAACCACCUCUCUAAGGAGGACCUGCUGGAUGUGUGUCUGUACUGCCAGCACUACUGUCUCCUCCCCCUGGCGGUGGAGCAACGGGUAGGACAGCUGGUCAUAUGGAGGGAAGUUUUCCCUUGCCAGCGCACCCAGAACCAGACCAAUAAGGGCCAGUCCAGUGGGCUGGGCUACUACCAGGCGCAGGGACGCUACUUCCUGCUCAUCGUGGGACUGAGACACUUCAUGCAGUGUGUUCUCUUGGUAGCGGGGGGCUGCGCGGGCCCUGCCCUGGGCUCCCCGGGGCCAGACUGCGUGUACGUGGACCAGGCCAAGGCCACCCUCUUACAGCUUGAGGGCUUGGAGGCAGGGAUGGAAGAACGCCUGGCCGCCCCGCCGGCACCCUGCCUCUCCUGCGCCGACUGGUUUCUCCCCUCCGCUGCCCGAGACAGCAAGCUGGCGGGGGCCGUGAAGAGGACGUCCUCCGCCCAGGGUGGGGGGAGGGGAGUGGGCCGGAGCUGGUUCGGAGGGGGGUCCCGGAGACCCAGCCCACAGAGGAGCCUGUCGGACAGCGGGAGCGAAGGGCAGCCAGAACGGGGCACGACGGGACAGACAGGGAUCAGUCCGCUAUCCACCCCGGACUCUGCCAGGAAGCUGGGUGGCCGUAGAGACUCGCUGGGGUCCGGGGGCUCGGACGGGAGCGGGGGCAGUGGGAGCAUGUUCAAGAUUCCAAGAAUGAAACAUCCCAACCCGUUCUAUCUGGGCACCCUGAAGAAAAGUCUGACUGAGAGAGAGACUGAGGAGAUGUACAACACUAUGAAGUUGACGUCAGGCGCGGAGAACACUUUGUUCCACUACGUUCUCAUGGAGACGGUGCAGGGCAUCUACAUCGCUCCAACACACAGGGAACUGGCCCAGCUCAGCGGCUCCAUCCACCCUCAGCUCAUACGCAACUUCCACCACUGCUGCCUGUCCAUACGGGCCGCCUUCCAGCAGAGCCUGCCGCCCGGGGGCAGGCGGGGGGCAGAUAGACCAAAGGGAAGCCAUGGGCUGGGACCAGUGAAAGAACACGGGGUUCUGUUCCAGUGUAAACCUGAGAACUGGACUGAUCAGAGGAAGCCUGCCCCCACACUAACCUACUGGGUGAUAGGCCGGAUGCUUCUAGAACCCAUCCCUCAGGAAUUCUAUGUGUGUUUCCAUGACUCCGUGUCAGAGGUUCCCGUGGAGAUGGCCUUCCGCCUGUCAUUCGGCCUGGCCUUAUGACGAGCUGCCUGCUAACAGUCUCUUAAUGAACCAAUGUAACUUCAGCCUACAGACAGCCAACAGCGGGGCACCGCCCUGGGUCCUGGUCGUUAGGAAUCAAACGGAACAAAACAGCCUGAAACCUAAAGGACUACCAGAAUUCUACCAGACGUUCACGUUUCACAUCACAAAACAUUUUACACAGCUCUAAGCUGACCUAUUAUUCAAAGAGCAUAUGUGCAUGGGAGACUUUAGGUGCAAAAAUAAUUACUGAAGCUAGAAUCACAAAUUCUUUAGUGGAGGCCAUGCAUAAUCCUUUAUUCAUUUUUAUAGAGCCCUAAUAAGUCUGCUUACCUGUCUGAAAUAUUCUGGGACGGUAAACUCCCUUUUGUGCCUUGCACCUGACAGACAUUUAUCACCUGACUGCAGAUAAAAGGAAACCUUGUUUGUUAGCCUUGAAUCAGAUCCAGUGGAAUAGGAGGGCUGCGUUCAGCAAGGUAAAACGUUCAGGAACAUGUAGAACACACAGGCUCGUCUGGGACAUGGAGUAAGUAAAUACAUCGGCUCCAUUUAUAACAUCUUUAUCUGUUAUGUCCCACUAAGCUUGCCUACUAAACUAAAGCACUAUGACACAAGUCAUAGCACUAUGUCCAAAAUAGCAGCCAGUUCCCUUUGUAGACCAGUGCUUUUCGGUCAGGUCAAAGGUAUUGCAGUUUGAGGGAAUAGGUUACCAACUGGGACGAUAAAGCUACAAAGCUCAUAUAAUACCUCAGAAAAACAAGCAGUUUGUUAUUCAGAGGCUGAUGUUUUAACCAUAGACAUUGAAUGACAACUCAGUUUUGUGGUCCUUUCAUUCCUUUUCACUAAAGUGUGCCUGAUGAUACACUCUGUCCGUGCUGGACAUUCUCGGCACGUGGGUAUGGAAUUAGUAAAACAGCAUUUCAACCCGACCACACAACACCCAUAGGCAUCAGGCAUUGAUUUCAUCAGUCAAAGGGAAUACUUAUUUUGAAAUCAAUGAUAUCUGUUUACUCUGCCCAUGUUUUGUCUAGUCCAAUGGCAACAUUACCGCUCAAGAAUAAACAGGGUUGUAUUCCUGAAGGCUGGCGUGGGUGUUCUAUCCCAAAGAAAAAGUUGGUAACUGAUGUAGCAGGUUGAACGACACAUGGCAAGGUUUUAAGAGACAUGUAGUGGAGCAGAACUGUAGGUGGAGUUCAAUUAUUGUUUUGUUUGGUGAUAGAGAAAUGUUUGAUAUUUUAUUUAAAAUGUACAGUUUUCUAUUGAA
This is a messenger RNA of Esox lucius (northern pike), 4340 nucleotides long. RefSeq names its product inturned planar cell polarity protein (gene intu). The coding region runs from base 245 to 3076 and encodes 943 amino acids. The record is from RefSeq and is a predicted model, not a curated record. Gene Ontology annotation, cellular component: cytoplasm; cilium. Gene Ontology annotation, molecular function: protein binding. NCBI's taxonomy places the organism in Eukaryota, Metazoa, Chordata, Actinopteri, Esociformes, Esocidae. Gene Ontology annotation, biological process: nervous system development; vesicle-mediated transport; cilium assembly. The transcript has 17 exons.